CGGUACUAAUCCUUAUUUGUUCUGUGUAAUUGAAGAAAACCUUUGAUAGGUUUUAAAAAUGCUCCAGUGGUUCAUUACACUUUAUCACAGCUUUCUGAUUAUAUGAUUUUAUAGCCUCGCUUUAUGUAAGCAACCCCUAAUAGAUGUAACACAUCAUGUUAUCUGCAGCAGCCAAUCCUCAAGAGGUUAAAUAGGUGAUAGUCUUGUCUGAUUCUGCAGAGCUGCAGGGUGAACCUGAAGAGAGGGGAGCAUCUUUAGACACUCAUGUUAGGCAGUCAUUUAUCUCCAACACGACCCUGUAUUCACUAACACAGAUCAGAUCCUGAGCAGGUUUAGUCAGACUUGUGGGUGAAGAGUGCUGUGACUCCAAUCCAACCAUGCUGAAUCCACGUUUGUUGAGAGUGAGGAGCGCUCUGAUCCGACAAUGCAUGGCUGAGUUCUUGGGAACGUUCGUCUUAAUUCUCUUUGGCUUAUCAGCAGCAGCGCAGGUAAAAACCAGCAGAGAGACUAAAGGCCAAACUCUGUCGAUCCACCUGUCUUGGGCCGUGGGAGUCAUGUCAGCCACGUAUCUCACCAAGGGGAUCUCAGGUGCUCACCUGAACCCCGCUGUGUCGCUGUGUUUCUGCAUUUUGGGGAAGCUGCGGUGGGGACAGCUGUUGCCCUACUGUGUGUCACAGAUCUUUGGGGCUUAUGUGGGAGCAGCGCUGGUCUACGCGCUCUACUACGAUGCUAUAAUGGAGUUUAGUGGAGGCGUGUUGACCGUCUAUGGCCCAAGCGAAACAGCAUCUAUAUUUGCCACGUAUCCAACUGAGUACCUCCCGUUAGGAGGGGGUUUUCUGGACCAAGUAGUGGGCACUGGAACGCUGCUGUUGUGCAUCCUGAGUUUGACCGAAAAGAGGAACGCCCCCGCUCCCCCUGAUCUGAUUGCUCCCAUAGUUGCAGGCGUCGUGCUCGGCAUCAUCAUGUCCAUGUCGGCUAACUGUGGCGCUGCUUUAAAUCCCGCUCGAGACCUGGGGCCACGCCUCCUCACGCUGACUGCAGGCUGGGGAACCGAAGUCUUUACGUCUUUCAACUACUGGUUCUGGGUACCAAUUGUGGCUCCGAUUAUUGGGGCUCUUACAGGCACUUCUUUGUAUUUGAUCUUCAUCGAAUGGCAGCUGCCUGAUGAACCACAGGAGAGUCACCCAGAAAUAUUCUCCAUCAGUCCGAGCAUCAAGCAGUCCGUCGCUUUGUGGGAAAAAGAAGAGGAACCAAAGUCGACAUGUUUUUAAUUCCUAAAUGUUAGUGAAAGACCUUUAAGCCUUCAUGCCAAUGCAAAUAACUACUAAUUGUUCGUUCCAGUUGGUUGGUGAUAUUUUACAAAGAUGAAGUAUUUAGCUCUGCAGGUAAAACACAAUCAUCUCCUGAGUUAUGUCAAUGAACUGCGUUAAUCCUACUUAAAAACUACUGUAAAAUUGCUGAGGUAACAUAACAGUUUUACUCUGUACUUCUCUACAAUUGAAAGUUGCAGUUCAAUAUGCAUCGGUUGCAUCAAAAACUCAUGUUAAUCUGAACAAUUAAUAGUAAAUUACUGUAAUAUGUUAACAACUUGCUGCUGUCUUUUACAAGAAGACUGUAAAAUACACCCCAGCAUGAACCAAAGUAAUCCAAAACCGAAGCGAAAACAGAUUACUAGAACAAGUUACUGAAUUCUUCGGAAUACUGUCAAAUAAAACAAAACCGGCUGAGAAAAUCAGAAACCAAGAAAACUAAACUGCAUUUAAACCAUAGCACAAAACCAGAACUCAAACCAACAUGAGAACCAACAAGUCAGGAGAAGAACAGGAAAUUUGUUUAGUGGUGAUUAUUGGUACUGAGACUCUUCAGUACUGUAUGCUUCAGUGAUUUUAACUACUUCUACCACAGGGCUCCAUUCUUGAACCUGCUGCCACUUGGUGCUAUUCACUCGUAAUCUUUUUUUUUUUUUUUUUUAAGAAACAAGACCAGUCUCAUGUUUAAGCUCAAUGUCAACUGCAGCACCCUACUACGUUUAUGUUCCCUGAUUCAUGUUAUGUGACAAAACCAGUAUUACAAAUGGUGAUGUGGGACUGUACUUUUCCUUUAAACUCAACAAAUGCUAAAAUGUUGACUACCUGUGCAAUAUGUUCUGCUGUUAAAUUUUCUGCAACUACAUAUUCCACAGUAAAAUAUCAGUGGUAGCAGUUGAGUUAGUUGGCAACUCAGCCACAAAGUGGUUGGCCACUUUAAAUUGUAGAGUGGGGUCAAGAGAUGCUGUGGUGUGAAAAGCUGAACGUUUGCGCAAAGUCAACAACUACAGAUGUCCAAGCCUUAUUUUGGUCUUCACACAGAGCUCUGCAUAGAGAGUGGGCUCAUGUGCCUCCAAUGUUUGGUACCAAAACCAAACAUUGGAGGCCAUCUGCAGGCUACAAGUAGAUCUGAGAAGAAGAUCAUUUCUACAAUUCAAUCAUUAGAUUCUUCUUGCCUCAAGCAAAAAUAUAUAGUGGGCUUGUUUGAAAUAAUGUAUUUUCUUUUAUUCAUACAAGCUUGUGUCUCAGAGUCUUCUCUGGAAGAUGUCAUAUAAGCUUCAUUAAAUGUGACAAAUUCAUACUUUUUUAAUGAAUAACAAGACAUUUAAAUUAAUUUCAUGCUCCCAAUGUCAGAGCACCAGAAACCAACAAGUUUCUUUUAAUCUCCUGGUGAAGUCCAGAGUGAUUAUUAUAUUGCAUUUUCUGUGUGUGCAGAAAGUGAGGAAUUAGUUCCCUGUGGUGUGAAGUAGGUGCUCAACGCUUGUUGCUGACAGAGGGAGUACUGAAUUUUCCUUAAAUCCUGAAUAUGAGUGUGUGAAUGUGAAUAUGAAUAUGCAGGUGCAAGCAAACCUUAAAGGUUUAUCACAAAAGUUUUUCAAAUUGGCACUCCAACGCUUCCCAGAUGUUCACAUUCUAUGUUAGUAUGUCUAAAAUAGAGAGAGACUAAACUAGAACUCGUCUUCUACAAGCAUAUUUUAUAUGAGUACAACUUUUUCUACAGGUCAUUGAGAUGUUUAUAGUGCUGCACUUGUUUUUCCUUUGUUUUAACUCAGAGAAAUUAAUCAUAUCUGCACAACCAGUCAUUUCUUGCUUUAAGACAUAUGAUUUUAAAAUUACGACUAAAGUUGCUGUGAAGGUGUGCAACUGACAGGUUUUUUGUUCAAAUGAGGUUUUUUUAAUAGACCUUUUUGCAUGCGUUUGUUUAAUUGCACAUGCCAUUGCAUACUGUGUUAAAACAGAUGUGUAAAGACACAUUUAAUCUUUCUUCUUUGUCCAUAAAAUGUAUUCAAAAUAUGACAGAUAUGUUAAAUAAAUGUAUAAAAAAUUAAGAGUGCUGUAUUGUUCACAAUUUAAAUUCUUACAUUGUCACUUCAAGUUUUGAAAAUUGAUUUCAUUUGGAUGUUUUGUUUCAAGUAAUGAAUAUUUUCACAACAGUGGAACAAUGCUGACA
Messenger RNA from Poecilia latipinna (sailfin molly), 3477 nucleotides. Its product is annotated as aquaporin-10-like. Lineage: Eukaryota; Metazoa; Chordata; Actinopteri; Cyprinodontiformes; Poeciliidae. The record is from RefSeq and is a predicted model, not a curated record. Gene Ontology annotation, cellular component: plasma membrane; basolateral plasma membrane. Gene Ontology annotation, molecular function: urea transmembrane transporter activity; water channel activity; glycerol channel activity. Gene Ontology annotation, biological process: glycerol transmembrane transport; water transport. The transcript has 6 exons. The coding region runs from base 378 to 1271 and encodes 297 amino acids.